Messenger RNA from Plutella xylostella (diamondback moth), 2415 nucleotides. The record is from RefSeq and is a predicted model, not a curated record. Lineage: Eukaryota; Metazoa; Arthropoda; Insecta; Lepidoptera; Plutellidae.
CUCGCAAAAACGACUGUGGAAAAUAAUGAGAAACCCGAAAGGUUGCCAGCAAAGAAAAGAGUGUCAUUCAGUUUUGACUAUGACAAGACUGAUUUGGAGAGUGUCAGUUCUAUGCCAAGUGAAGUCUAUGGAUUUGCUCCCACCACAUAUCCUCAACAACCGUGCCACCUCGAUCCAUUCAUCAAGCCAUACAACAUCCAGAGACUCCGUAGUCUGGGCAGAGACUCUUGCAACAAACAUCUUUGGUACAUAGUCGCUGACACACAGAUACUGAUGGGACACUUAGCUUUCGUUGACAUGUUGGUGCGGAUGGACCCGCAAUGCCGGCUGAUGGUGUCCCACGCUACCCGCACAGAGUUAUUGUCUCUGGGCGGCGGCGACAGUCGCGGGCGCCCCCUGGCGGAGACCGCGCGCCGCUGUCUGAGGCUGCUGGCCGACUGUACAGAUGUUGAAAGAGAAGAAAUACGCAUUAACAUUAUUGAUGAAAACGGAAUUGUCAAUUGUUGCAAGAAACUUGCUAGAGAUCGCUAUCAUGUGGUUCUCAUAACCGACGAUGAAGAUUUGAAACACGAAGCAAAAAUAUCCGGUAUUCAAACGUUCACUUUACAAGAACUGAAAGAUUUCAUCUCAAACGAUACAUCUGUACAGUUGGACCUCAGCAGCAUUAAAAUCACUGUAGAUAAUGUUACAGUCAAAGAAAAAUCAUCCAUUUUUGACGCACAAACGAAAUCGCCGUUUAAAAAUCUAGCGAAUAUUGAAGAAAGUAGGCAAAACCAAGUGGAUAAAGGUAUAAAUUGCAAUGAAUCUAUGACUUCAUUCGAAAUGGACAUAAAUGGCGAAAUAUCUAAAGUGGUAGACGCUCAGACAUCGCCAAUAUUUUUCGGCGAAAAAUCUACCAAAAACGUAACAAUAACUACCGGAAACGUAGCAAAUUAUACCGGAAAUCAUGACAAUUCUACUACAAACAUAGAAAUCGGAAAUCAUGGGGAAACUUUCGGUUGCAAUAUGCCUUUUGAAAGUCCAUCUUUGCUACCAAAAUACAAUGUCAAUAAUGACCUAUGGGGUUUGAUAAAUUACCAGAAGAAACCUUCUAAAAUGUACCAAGAGGUAGAAAAGGAAUUAAAAGUAUAUUGUGAAAAAAAUACGGCUAUGGAGGAUAAUUUUGAAAACAGGAAGGAUGAAUUAAUUUGCUGCUAUGUUCAGACUAUGGAGGAUGUUCUUACCAACGUAUUACAGAACGAGGCAACCACCUCCAACAGCCUCCAACCUCCGUGGUACUUGCACGAGGUGCUAGAAUGUGUCAAGAGAAUGUUCCAGAAUGACACAAGAAUGACAUACGUGGUGGAACAACUGUCGGGUUGCGUGCAGAAGUGUGGGAAUAAGAAUGGUACAUUGAAAAUAGACAUAAAGUUCACCGAUUUCAUUACAAUAGUGGGAUACGGUGUUUUGCUCAUAAGAUAUUUGAAGGACCGCGACACAAGCAACUCGGACUUGUCGGAAGCGGAGCAAGCUCUAAAUGACGUCCUGAGUGCGCCGGCCGACUUCCCCACCGUGCAUAGAGACCCCGAGCCGGAAGGGGAUACUGAGAAAUUAAUAAAGAAGCCUACAGACGUGCUAGAGUACCUGAAGAAGCACUACCCGGCGUGGCGCGCCCUGAGCGAGUCCUCGCCCACACUCAGCGCCAGGGACACGGUGGAACUAGCUCCGAAUAACGAAGUGAAAAUCGUGCGAACUUUCGGUCGCGACCUGAAGAAGUUGAAAUUCGACAACGACAAAAACAUGACUGUGGAGAAAUCACCAAAAAUACCCACCAAAGAACCUAAAACUACCAACACAGUCAACAAAGAAAUCAAAACUACUAAUAACAACACACAAAUCAUCAGAAACGUAGAUGCUAUAAAAGAAUUCGAAGACAAACUGAAAUCUAGCAUAGAUCUAGACGCACUGGACUACGAUGAAUCUAACAACAAUAUAACAGACAUCCAGGCUGAUACUAUAUCGAAUAACAUGACAAAAUAUUUGGAGCUAAGUGACAAUUCUACCAACAUAUCUCAGUAUUGCAAUAUACAUGAACCUGAUGUAAUAAUAGAAGAACAUAGUGAUAAGAAUGGAAAUCUAGUAUUCAAUGAAGAUAUGUCAGCCAGAGAUGGAUACACCAUAGACAGUGGUAUUGAGAACUCUUUGGAUGGCAGUCAAGCUUUUUCGCUGGUGAAACUGUUUUUUACCGAGCUGAAAGGGUUUUUUAUGUACAUUUACGAUUUCAUUGUAACAACCCAGUCCGAGAUGCAACACGGCGGCGUGUCCCCCGCGCGCCGCCUCGCGCUGCAGCAGAAGGCGGAGCGAGCGCAGCGCCGCCUGGCGGAGCUUACGGGAGUUUUGAAGAGGUACAAAAUAGACUUCAAAUACGUCAUUUAA